GAAAUCACUCUUUCUUUAGACUCAGGCACGGCAGAACGUUCGUUGCUAACGUUUGCUACGUGCGCUCUAAUUCGUCUUUUGUAGAUUUUGGCUGUUUCCCGCCCAACAAAAAAAAUCAAAUAAAACACAAGAAUUAAGCAAAAUAAAAAUAUACACAACUUAAAAAAUAUAUACAUACAUAUUAAUCUACAUUUAAAAUAAAAAAUCACUAAGCUUAACUAGGCAAAGCAAUAGACGACAACAAGUAAUCAAAGCGAAAUAUACAAGCAUAAGUUACCAAAAAAAAGAAAAAAGAAAAGAAAUAAUAAAGGAAAUUAAAAGAAACGGAAAAUAAAUUCAAACGGCGAGCAUCAAAUUCGCAAGUGUAACAAAAUAAAAAUAAAGAAAGACAAGACAAUUCAGCGCCCGCCAAAAAAAGAAAAACCGAAAGAAUUCAAAUAAAAUAAAAUAAAAGCUGCUGCUAAUAUAAAGUGAAUGUGAAGUUACUACAACAGCAACAACAACACAUAAAGCAGACAAUUUUUGUGGGCUUUGAAAGUGUUAGUGUGUGAGUGAGCGUGCAAAUGUGUGUGUGCAAGCAAAAGGAGCAGGAGAAGAAGGAGCAGGAUAGAUAGAUGCCGCUUCGCUACUGCAGAGCCACCAAAAAAAAAAACGCAACAACACAAGAAAUCAAAGUAACGAAAGUUUUCAAGAAGUGCACAGAGGAGCAGAGAAAGACGUAGACAGCAGACACACAAGAGGAGACUGUCAAGCAAAAAUAGGAAAAAAGAAAGAUUAAAGUAAAGAACAUAAAUUUGCAAUUUGCCAAAAAAAAAAAUUUGAAUUAAUCGCGAGUGCGUUGCGUGUUAUAAAAUAAAUUGAUGUAAUAUAUCAAUAUAAUUUUUUUUUGUUCUUGCUACAAUUUUUUUCGGGUGUAAAAAAACUAAUUUUUUUUUUGUUGUGUAAAAAACCCAUAACUUUACAAGCCGACAACAGCAAUUGGAUUACAAAAAAAAGCACAGCAAAAGUGUGUGCUACAAAGAAUAUAAAAAGAAACAAAUCACUCUCAGGACGACACUGUAAACAUUUACAGUGUUGGUAAAUACACAAAAAAACAAAAAAUCAAUUUAGAAACGUAACACAGAAAUAAAGAUAGAAAAAAUGGCGACAAUGUGCUUUGAAAGUAUGAGCGGCUGUGAUUUUCCACACGAUUACGAAGACAGCUUCGCCGACACAUUGAAAAUGCCCCCCCUCGACGAGUCACUUUUGUUGAACGAUAACGAUAUGGUUGGCUUCGAGGAUCUGGUGUUUGUCGGCCGCAAAGAGCAAAGCAUCCGCGGGGAUGUGGCGAAAAUAGCCGCCGAACGUUCGUCAUGGAUGUUGGAUGACUUGCAUGACAUUAUUGACAUUAAACCCGAUAUACGUAAUGGCGAUUGUAUGUGGUCAUCAUUUGGUAGCGCCAACACCUGCAACAACAACAGCAGCAGCAACAAUGGUUGCAACGGUGCCAACAACAGUGCUUGCAACGGCGGCAAUUCGGCUGCCUCCAGUUACAGUGAAAGCAGCGCUGUGCCACCGGCAAUUGUCAGUUGCAGUGGCACAAUGAUGAUCAAACACGAGAUGACCGAGGACGAUGAGGAUGAUGUGGUCGAUGAGGAUGACAACGAUGAUGAUGACGAGGAGGAGAAUUGCAACAGCAGCAACAACAACAAUAGCAACAACAGCAACAGCAACAACACAAGCAGCAACAUAUGCAGCAAUAAACUGACAACAUUUGCCACAUCCGCUAGAAUUACAAUUCGACCAAACAAAUCGGCGACACAAAUGCGCUACAACAACAACAACACAACGUCUUACAGCAGCAACAACAACAACAACGUGGAACAACAUAUACCGCCAGGUGCGUCAUUGUUGCGCAAGAGCAAUCCUUCGACAGCGGUCUCAGCCACCGCACUGAAACUGAAGCAACAAUAUCACUCGCUUAAUCGUCGUUCCUCGCCCAAAGAGUCGUCGUCGACGUUCGUGUUUCCCGAUCCACCGCAACAGGAUAACAGCAAGGAGGACGCAUCGAUGGCGCCAGUUUUUCGUCACAAUGUCGAUUUGGCCGCUUGUCUGGUGGGCAGCAACAACAUCUCGUUGACGAGCAGCAGCGAGCCAAACUAUCACAUUGAUCACAUCAGUCGCGAGUUGCAGAAUGGCAAAUCACGUUUCGAUUUGUAUCACAGCAAUUAUCAGCCACAGAUUAGCGAUGUUCUCGAUGUGAUCAGUCAACAGGUAACAGCCGAUGCUGCUGCCAUCUCAGCAUCAUCAUCAUCAGGCUCGUCAGCAGCAGCAGCAACCACAUCGACGACAAUGUCACCGCCAGCGAGUAACUCGGAUUGUGAUUCCGAUGAUGGUGAUUGCUCCAUGGUGGACUCCAAUUGCGGCUCUUCGUCAUAUAUGCGUCACAUUAGUGAUCACAGCUACACGCGCAGCGAAAUGGAGACCAAUCUAGAGACGCCUUCUGAUUCCGAUGAGGAAAUCGAUGUCGUCUCACUCAAUGACAAGACGCUGCCCACAAAUCCCUCGGAUCGCGAUCGUCGCGCUCUGCAAACAAAGGUGGCCAACAAAAUCUCGACCAUACCGCCACCGCGACGCGGUCGCUAUGAGUUGCCCUACACACCGGCGAGCAGCAGUCCCGUUAAAUCGGAGGCCAAUUCCCGUUUCCCAUCGCCAUCGAGCACGCCGUAUCAAAAUUCUGGCGCCGCUGUGGCCACAGUUUAUUCACCGCUGCUCUUGCGUAACACCAGCAGCGGCAGCAGCAGCAGCAGCAGUAGCAGCAGUGCUGGCAGCGAUUGUGCAACGUCAACGAUGCUUUGGGAGGGCAGCAGCAGCAGCAGCAUCAACAACAAGAGCAGUCGCAAGCGCUAUCAGGACACUUGUCGCAGCAGUGGUGCAUUCUCCAAGCAGUUGCAGGCAUCGAAAAAGAGCCGAGCAAAGUUGAGCAACAACAGCGUUUUGUCAACGGCGCAUCCAGGUGCGCAACUGAAGCAACAGCAACACACGUUGGGCGCCAACAGCAGCAGCAGCAGCAGUAGUGCAAGCAGCAACAGCGCAAACAACAGCAAUGUAAACUUCAGCGUGAUGAAGCGUCAGUUCAGUCUCGAUGAGGCCGACACCAUUGAGAAGCGUAAUCUGCACAACGACAUGGAACGUCAACGUCGCAUCGGACUUAAGAAUCUGUUCGAGGCACUGAAGAAGCAGAUACCCAAUAUUCGGGACAAGGAGCGUGCGCCCAAGGUGAACAUAUUGCGUGAGGCGGCAAAGCUAUGCGAACAGCUGACCAACGAGGAGCGUGAGUUGAGUCUCAAGCGUCAGUUGCUGAAGGCGCAACUGAAGCAGCGACAGGAGAAGAUUGCGCGUCUUCGCUUGAGUAUGAAUGCCGCCGAAUGAUGAUAGCGAUGUUCAUCAUCGAUAGACGUAAGUGUGGGUUAAACGGGUUAAGGAGGAGUUAAGAGAGAUGAUCAUAAGUUGAGAUGCGCAGAAGAAAGCGUACAUUUUUUAAGCAGCGGGGGCAAAGUGUGCGGAGUUGGCUUAUCAAAAGAGAGAAAGAGAAACGUUUGCAAGCAAAAAAAAAAAAAAAAAAAAAAAUGACCAUACGAGAGAAUGCUAUCCGAUAUAGAUAUAUAUAUAUAUAUAUACAGCAGAUAUAUGCAUAUAUAAAUAAUAAUAAUUUUUUUUUUAUAAGUGUACUUUGACGUAGGCUCACAAGCAUUUUUUUUAUGAACUUCAAUAUCAGUUUUUAGUAUUAGCUAUUAGAGCGUACGAACGAUCAAUCGAACCAUGUCUCGAUGAUGAUUACCGAUUAACGAUUAACGAUUGUAAUAAUCUAUGAUGAUGAUGAUGCUGCAAGUUGAUGUCUAUGCAUCGGAUGCUAUAAACAAGAAUGCUAUGUGUACAUUUAUUAUAUAUAUCAUCGCUAUAUAUAUAUAUGUAUAUAUAUAUAUGAUUUUUUUCUUAUGCGAUACACGAUAUCGAUAUCGAUAUAUAUAUAUAUACUGCUUCUCUAGAUGAUAGUUGAAAAUAGUGAUUUAAAUUGGAUUUCUUUAAUGUGAUAUUUUUUGAUUUGAUUUUGAAGUAAGCAAAAUGCAAGUUGGAAGAAAAACUUUAACUAAAAACUUAGGCGGCGAUAAAACCGAUAAACCGAUAAACGAUAACGAAAUACGCAACUAGGUUUACAUGGAAUUGAAUAAUGGAAAAAAUGGAAAACGGAACGAGAAAACACACAAAACAAAUUGAAGUUCUCAGUUUUCUUACAUUUUAUUUGAUUUUUUUCUUUGCGAUUUACGAUUUACUAUUAUUAUUACUGUACAUAGAAACUAGGGAGUUUAAUAUUAGAUAGCUACUUAACCAUGAAGGGAAGGACAACAAAAACAAAAACAAAAACCAAACAAGGAAACAGAAAAAAAGGGAAAACGGGAAUAAACGGAAAACAGACGAAAGAUGCAAAAUGAAAAAGAGCCACUAAAAAGUAGCAGCAGAAGAAAAACACGAAGUAGAUGAAGCUUGGGUGUGAAAGAAAAU
Drosophila sulfurigaster albostrigata is the source of this 4542-nucleotide messenger RNA. It is a transcript of the gene Myc, whose product is annotated as myc protein. The coding region runs from base 1141 to 3411 and encodes 756 amino acids. The transcript is spliced from 3 exons. The record is from RefSeq and is a predicted model, not a curated record. Gene Ontology annotation, molecular function: DNA-binding transcription factor activity, RNA polymerase II-specific; protein dimerization activity; RNA polymerase II cis-regulatory region sequence-specific DNA binding. NCBI's taxonomy places the organism in Eukaryota, Metazoa, Arthropoda, Insecta, Diptera, Drosophilidae. Gene Ontology annotation, biological process: regulation of transcription by RNA polymerase II.